Molecule: messenger RNA, 3255 nt
Organism: Triplophysa rosa
Lineage: Eukaryota; Metazoa; Chordata; Actinopteri; Cypriniformes; Nemacheilidae
Gene: dync2i1
Product: dynein 2 intermediate chain 1
Exons: 21
Coding region: 89-3127 (1012 amino acids)
Biological process (GO): intraciliary transport
Cellular component (GO): cytoplasmic dynein complex
Molecular function (GO): dynein light chain binding; dynein heavy chain binding
Source: RefSeq, a predicted model, not a curated record
GCUGUAGCCAUAUAGCUGUAUGGCGCUGAAAACUGUAAACACAAACUUGUAAUUGUUGGAUAUAUUAAAGAAGAGGAUAUCUGAAGUAAUGUACCCUAUAAAGAAAAUAUCAAAGGAAGAUACUUGGAGAUCUGAUGACUUAAAAGUGCAUAUACAGGGUCACAAUGAGGAGAGCAGAAGAAAAGAGAGAUCAAAACAAGAUGGAGAAUCUCUGGAUCGGCAACAAAGAGAUCCUGAUCGAGAUGCAAGGAGAGAGAAAGAGAAACACAGAGACAGAGAGGGGAGUAAGCACAGAGACCCAGAAAAGGACAGACACCAAGACAACAGAACACAAGAAGACAGAGAGCAUCAAUAUAAGGAGAAAAGAAGAGAGCGAGAGAACAGACACAGAGAUGAAGAUAAAGAGAGAGAGGAAAAAAAACGCAAUCGAGGUGAGAAGGAAAGAGGGAGGGAUAGAGAGAAGGAAAGAUAUAAGGAACAGGACAUAGAGAUGUACAAACAGCAGGACAGAGAUACAGAGAGGGACAGAGAAAAAGAUAGAGAAAGGAGGAGGACUGAGAGAGAUAGGGAACGCAGGAGCGAAAGAGACAAGAGGAACGAGGAGAAAGCAGAAGUAAAAGAUCUUGGUGAGAGAUUACGAGACAAAGAACGGGAAAGAGAAGAAAGGAGAGAAAGACACAAAGCAAGAGAAAAUGAUCACAGGCAACAUAAAUAUGAGGAAAAACACAGAGAUGGAGAAAGAAGAGAGAGGCACGGAGAUAAAGAACACAAAGAAAGAGAACACAGAAGAGACAGAGAAGAUAAAGAGAGGAGAAGAAGGGAUAAAGAAAGCUAUGAAGCUGACAGACGUCACUCACAAGAAGCUGGCAUCAAAGAUGGGGAUAGGGACAGAGAAAAAGCCAGUGAGAGGGAAGAGAGACACAGACGGCGAGACAAAAGGCACAAGGAGACUUCAGAAUCUAAAAGGCAUGACAGCGAACGCAAACAUAAAGAAUCAUCAGGCCAUGAACAGAAUGAAAGGACAAUUAUAGAUAAAGAGGUGAAAAAUGUUCAAACUGAACAGGACAAACAGUCGAGCAAGGAUUAUCAUAAUGAUUAUGAAGAGGAUUUUGAGGACUAUGAGGAAGACUUUGAGGAUGUUGAUGAUGAAGAAGAGGAGAAAGGGAUAAUACAUGAUGAUACAGUAAAAGAAGACACAGAGUUAAGCCCCAGAAGAAGAGAAGAUAUUGAAGCCAUCCAGAGAGCCAUUCAUGAGGAGAAUGAGAGAAUUUACUCUACAAGAUCAAAGCCAACAAUCACAGCGUCAUCUGUCACUGAGCGAGAGAGUCUUUUUAACAGCGGCCCAAAACAUGGCAAAAUUAUUGAUUUUGUAUCUGCAAAACAGCGGGAGGUCAGCCUGAAGGUGGCCAAAAAACAAAAGAAGCGCAGCGAGGAACUUCUGCGUCUGAUUGAUUUGGACUUCUCCAUCACCUUCUCUCUUCUGGACCUGCCUCCUGUUAAUGAAUAUGACAUGUACAUCAAGAACUUUGGAACAGCCAACACAAAACAGGCUUACGUGCAGUGCAAUGAAGACAACACUGAUCGUGACAUACAAACAGAGGAAGUUGACAUGACAGACAAAUGGACACAACAUCCACCAGAAUCUAAGGCAGCAUGUGGAGGAUCUGAGGUUUCUCAAGAGACAGCUGAUGAGUCUACUGCAAGAAUGACUUUUGAUUCCCAACGUUUAACUACUUUUCUGCGUUCUGCCACACAGGUCAUGGCUGUUCUGAUAGAGGAGAAUAAUGCAGAGAGUAAUUCUCUCAGAAGACUUCGCUCUCAAACAGACGCAUUCUCUUUCAGUGAUGGCUGCCUUCAACUCAACACCAGACUGCCAUUUCUGCAUGGUCGGCAGGUGAGUCUGCUGCAGUUUUCACAAGUCCAGAGGCAGACGCUUCUCUCUGUUCAUCCUCCUGCCUCCAAAACAAGUGCUGUGCGAAUGGACAAUGAGACGGUCAUCUGCGUGUGGAACAUGUGGGAACCAUCUAGACCUCAGAAAAUUCUGCUGAAUGAGUCUGAGGUGAAAUGCUGUUGUUUCAGUCCUGGUAAAGCUGCUUUAGUGUUUGCUGGUACAGCAGUGGGCUCAGUCGGGGUCUGGGAUCUCAGAGAACAUUCUGGUACUCACAACAACCUCGUGGUCGGCACAGAGGAGUGGACACUACGCUACCCGACCUUCUCAACCGAUUGUGUGCUUUCAGGCAUGGGUCAUCUCUCUCCCGUGGUGUCUGUUGAACCUAUGCUGACAACUACUGAAACAAGUUUAAAGAGCUUAAUAACUGCAGAUAUAGAAGAGUCUUUGGGAAUGUCAUUCCAGUUAGCAUCUCUGGAUGAAAAUGGGUUGUUAGCUCUCUGGGUAGUGGUUGAGCUACCUAAAGGAAAUUAUUCUGGAUCUCAAACGGACCUUGGUCUUAGGCCUGGUGGCAAAGUUAAACUACUUCACAGCUCCUCUAUACAAACUACUGAAAGAUUAUCUCAAGACAUAAUGACAUGUGGACCUCCUGCGAGCCUUCAGCUCAAGUUCCUGCCUUCUGACUCUAGCCAUUACUUCAUCGGUACUAACAUGGGUCUGGUUAGGCAUGGCACGAGACAUAGAUUGAAAGUUCUUCCAAAGUACUACAGGUCACAGUUUGAUAGCUGUAGACCAGUUGAGGUCACAACACUUGACUUUAGUCCUUCAGGAGAGCCCCUUUUCUUGGCUGGCUGCAGUGAUGGUACACUUCGUCUACAUUCCGUCCUGAAAGACGAUCCAUUGAUGGAGUGGACAUGUUCUGGUGGUCCCCCUAUUCUCUCGGUGCAGUGGUCUCAGACACGGCCAGCCGUGUUCUUUGUUCUGGAUGCUGCAUCUGAUCUUCACAUCUGGGACUUAACAAAAAAUGAUUAUGUGCCAGUCAUCACUGAGAAUAUACACAAUGACCGGGUGACAGUCAUGGCUGUGUUUGGUGAGCCAGCCAAACAAAACACAUUUUCUGGGGUUGCGCUUGCCAAGCAGUCCGGCACGGUGGAGAUUCAGUAUUUUACAAGGUCACUCACAGUGCCUAAUGACUCUGACAAAGAAAAGCUUAAUUCUGUUUGGCAAGAUCUUUUUUGAUGUGAUACUGUAUAAUAUGAUUUCCAAAUCAAGCUGAUACUUGCUAAGCCAAGAUUCAAAUUAAUAUUCAAAUAAAUGCAUAAUGUGGACAUAAACUAAUGGGGGGGGGGGGGGGGGAAUAAAGAGAA